GGCACGCACUUAUCAACGACCUGUCGUGACCAUAACGCUGUAACUAUGGAGGCGUGGUUAAAGCGCAGCAGCCAUGCUGCUGAAAGUACAGAUGGACAAGUGAAAAAGAAAACAAAACAAGAGGCGACGAAGUCCAGAAAGUACAAUGAAGAUUAUGUUUUAAUGGGAUUUACGUCUAAGAGCUCUGACCCACCCCAGGCACUGUGUUUUUUUGCGGGGAAAAGUUAGCAAACGCUAGCAUGAAGCCGGCACACCUCCAGCGGCAUCUCACCACAAAACAUGGAUGUCACGUUGGGCAAGGACACCAGCAUCCUGAACCUGUAUGACAAGGUGGGUGGUUUCCUGAAGAAAGCAGAGAUGUGGAAAAGGGCAUGUGAUCAGGAGGAUUUCACCUGCUUUCCUCAGUUGGAUGUGUUUCUCUCAAAUGAGGAUGUGGCGACAGCUCCGGUGAAGUUAGUCAUAGUGGGACAUUUGGCUAACUUGAUCAGUGGUUUUCACUCCUACUUUCCUGACAUGGAUGAGAAAUCUGUGCAGCUGGAUUGGGUGAGAAACCCAUUUCUCUUGUCUGAAGCAAACAGAAGCAAGCUUCCUGUCACUCAUCAGGAAAAACUGAUGGAAGUAUCAUCUGACCGUGGCCUGCAGAUGAAGUUUGGUGCAUCCACUCUCACACAGUUUUGGCUGUGUGUGAGGCAGGAGCACCCUGAGCUGGGACAGAAAGCUUUGGAGCAGCUGCUACCGUUUGCAUCCACAUAUUUAUGUGAGGCCUCCUUCUCAGCAAUGAUGCUGAUCAAAACGAAGCAAAGAAACAGACUGUGCCUGGAGAAGAGCUUGAUCACUGCAGUUGCCUCCUUGCCACCAAGAAUGACAAAGAUCCUCAGUGAGGUGCAAGCACAUAUUUGUCAUUGAAUUGUAUUGAGUACAUUUUUUUCCUGUUCAUAAAUCAAUGCCUGUUACAUGUUGUUCAAUUCAAGUCAAAUGUUCAAUGCAAAGUGAUUCAAAUGCAAUCUUCUUUUUUUUUAUCCUUAAGGAGUUAACAUUAAUUAUUA
Molecule: messenger RNA, 1046 nt
Organism: Oryzias latipes (Japanese medaka)
Lineage: Eukaryota; Metazoa; Chordata; Actinopteri; Beloniformes; Adrianichthyidae
Source: RefSeq, a predicted model, not a curated record